UAAGUGGAAUGUUAUUGUCUACACUGCCAUGUGUUCUAGGAUGGGUCCUGUUCAAUGCAGAUGUAACAGUAGCGAAACUUGGCAUUGUGGAGGCAGUGAUUCACACUUGCAGUAUGAAAACAUCUCAGCAUGAAGAAGCUUUGAACGAUUCUUGUCAAGAUAGAAUUGAUAUUAUAUUGAAGACAUCAGUGAAAUUAAAGGAAUCUCAAUUUGUCACUGUAAAUAAAGUGUACAGUCCAGAUGAUCAGGAGGAUGUGAAACUGCUUAAUCCUUUAUUGAUAUAUGUACAUCUAAAGAAUGCAAGACUGAUCUACCCACUCAAGUACUUACAGACAGUUAACAACAAAGCUUAUGAAGUGUUCUUUCACAAGGACAACACAGAAAACUACCAAGGUUGUAAGGAAAGUUCCAUCUGGAAAAUGUGUGGGAAAAUGUCUGGGUCUGAUACCAACAAGGGAUUUUGUUGCUCAUGUGAUGACUACAGAAAUGACAUCUCCUAUCACAUCCGCAGUGGACAGGACUGCAGUGACAAAAUCACUCCCUGGCAGAAGGAUCCUAGUGCCUACCACUCCAGUACUCAUUGUCUCAGAUAUGACUCUGUCUGGUACCAUGUUUACGGGUUGAAGAAACCUUCAAAAGAAUAUGACAUAUCUGUGGAGAUAUACACAUUCAAUAAAGCAGAAGGCCUAACACCUGUCACAGAGAACAACAUAGUGGUGGGAACGUCCUCUUCCAGUCUCCUCUCCAGUAACAACAAGGUUUCUGUCAGCAUCCUCAACAUACAGACCAAUCCAAAGAAUGAGGAUCCACUUAGCUACAAAAGAAAUGUCAUCUUAAUUCCUCAACAGAUUGGGAGGAAGGUGGACGGUGAACAACUUCCUCUUCAGUUACAGGGAAAUGCUUCCGAGUUUUUGGUGCUGAAUCGCGACCAUUUAGCUCUGAGUGGUGGUGUGUGUGAUAAAGUGGGCGUGUCUUAUAAGGCCUUUGUAGACCAGAGACACAGAUGUGGGAAACCUGCCCAGAGUUGUCUUUGGAACCAACCAAUGCAAUUCUGGCUACAUGAUAUAGAGAAACAGCUACAAAGGAAACCUACUAAAUACUUUCUAUCAGGACUUGCUGAGAUAAACAGUGAUCCUCUUAUACAACAACCUUCAAGUUUGGCUUUGUCUGUCAUCUCAAAGGGAAGAUUGACUGCUAACCUGUUCAUUCAAGUCAAAGUUGGCAACACCUUCCCAGCCAGACAAGGGAGAACAGCACAGAUUACAAAGAUUGCUCACACUUAUGAAGGGAAGACGAGCACUGUGAGUGUGUCUGUGUACAACCCUGGUCUGGUGAAGGAGACUUACACUGUGUCUCUACACUCCUGUAACACCAGUCGAGUCACAUCCCAGGCCGCACAUGUUGCUGUCCCAGCCCACCAUUCUAGUGACGCUGUCUUCAGGUUUAAGGGUUUGGCUGGCCACCAAUUGAUAAUAUGUACAGUGUCUGUUUCUAACCACCUUCAGCACAACGUGAGUGAGCGAACCUUUUGGUUCAGAGAAGAAGAGACUUGUAUCUGUAUAGAGAACAUCAGCUGUACAUGCCAAAGUCAGAGGUUCCAUUCUAAACUUUCUAUAGAAGCUGGUGUUCUCCCUUUUGCCCAGACGUUACUACUCCAGGGCUACUUCUCCGGACCAGGUGAUCGGAGAUUUGUCAUCCUCCUUAUAGUGCUGCUGCUAAUCAUACUAGGCUUUGUGAAAGGUUUACUGAGUUUAGCCUUCCCAGUACAGAUUGGCCAGUGUGGUCUGUGUCUGCUGCUUCGAGAGAAACCCCUGGAUACUUACUAUGAACGGGAGUUGGAACCAUUUGAUAUAACAUACAAUGAGGAGGGCAUUCCAGUUCAUCCGGUAAAUCAUAAGCCAGUACAGUUGCUGUCCAGAUGUGAACUGAUGUUCCUCAAUCUGUUUUUUGGGUUCUACAUUAUAUUCAUCCUUCCACAUUAUCUUCUGAACAAAUGUAGACGACACAGACACCAACCACCAUGUCCAAAGAAUGUUACGGAAACUAAAGUGGAUUCACCAGAGAAAACUGAGAGACUACAAUCAGUCAAGCCACACAGUUUGUCCCAGAUCAAUCUGAAAUCUUCUGUUAUGUCUAAAUCAGAGAAAGAGCUGGUGAUGGAAAUCUAUAAAAAGCAAAAACAAAAACUGCUGCAUCAUAAAGAAGUUAGCAAGUCGUUGUCUAAAAAUGAGAUGGGAUCAUACCGAUAUGACAUUACUCCUCCAGAUUCUGACAUUGAUGAAUCUCCUAAUAGAAGAAUGACAAGAAUUAAAGAAGCCCAAGUUUCAGGACGACAAACUGGACCCGAUUUAUUUACACACAAGCAGACCUUAAAGUCGUUAUUACAGACAGAUCCUGUCUACUGUAAUAUAGAUGGUGAACCUUCAGUCUACCUCAAGAACUCUGGUGAUAAGUUCAGUCUGUGUGGUACCCUGGCAAAGGAAAAGAGAAAAUUUGUCUUCCAGUUGGGGGAUUAUACAUUACAGACUUAUGAAAAUGUUGGAUAUCCAAAGCUGUUGUCCAGACCACAGAGAAUCAUACAUCCCAUCAGUUUUACAAUGUGUCUGACAUCAGUCGGUGUCCACAGGAUGAUAACAGCUGAACCACUGUAUCCAUGUCUGAACAGGAAGUCCUGAGUAGUCCCACUGCUGUAUCUGUGUGAACAGGAAGACCUAAAUGGUCCCAUCACUGUAACUCUGUCUUGACAGGAAAGCCUGAAUAUUCUCACUGCUAUAUCCUGUUAGAUUUAUAAAUUUUCUAGUCAAAAUCCUUGCCAAUAUUGUCUUGAUAAAUAUAUUCAAACACGAUUGCAAUUAUGACCCUAUAGUCCUAUACAGAAUUAAUUUAAGUAUUUUAUUUUAAUGAAAUGUAUUAUGAUUACAGUAUUUGACAUUUUUAUUAUUUGUUAUUUAAAGUGCCAUAGUGUUGAUGUUAAAUUUGACUAUGUUUGUAUUCUUUUGUGAUUUUCAUGAAUUUUUAUUUAAAGUGCCAUAUUGCUGAUGUUAAAUUUAAAUUUGUUUGCAUACUUUUGUGACAUGAGUUUUAUUUUUAUGUCACCUGAAAUGGGUCUCAAGUGACUUAUUCUCAUCACCUUUGUCCAUCCUGCAUCAUUGGUAAAGAAUUUUCAUUUUCGGCUUCUUCUUAAUGAAAUUUUGCAUAAGCCAUCCAUGGCCAAAGGUUAACCAGGAUUGUGAAUUAUAUGGUUCCCAACCCCCAGGAGCCUGAGGGACGGGACAAAAAUUUGUUAAAUUGAUUGAAACUUCAAGAUUCUUCUCAAAACUGAAAUAAGGUAGAAUAACCAAAAUCAUAAAUUUCUCGAUGGUGAGGUUUAACAUUUAUUUGCCCGAGGGGAGGAGAUUUACACUUUAGGAUAGUUUUUAUAGGGAAAUCACAUUUUUGACCAUCAUUUUUCAAAUAUCUGUUGGAAUUAAUUCAAACUUGGAACUAUCAGUAUGUGAUAGCAGUUUGAUGCACAUAUUAACCCUAACCAACCCCAAGGGCUAAUGGAAAGGACUAAAAACGGUCAGAUCGAGAGAAAUAGCAAGUGGUUACCUUUAUCAUAUCUUAAAUAAUGAAAUCAUAUCUUUAGCCCACCAUCAUGAUGGUCAGAUUGUGGGCUUGGUGUUCAAAUCACCAUUUGUCUGUCCAUCCAUAUACAAUAUCCUUGUUAGUGUUAUUUCACGGAAAGUUCUUGAUAGAUCUUUCUCAUAUUUCAUAUGUAGUUUCCCCUUGAUCCCUACUGUGCAAGUUCCAUUUUGAGAUUGAUCAGAAAACAAGAUAGCUGACAGGCAGUCAUUUUGAAUAUUGACAGUUGAAUUGAAGUUUGUUAUAGCCAUUAUAGCCAUUUCUCAAAGUUGUUCAUGGAUCUUUCUUGAAUAUAAUUUAUCUGUUUGUCUUACGUUUAAUUAAUUAAUCUGUUUGUCUUAUGUUUAACUUAGUUUAAGUUGUUACCAUAUCUGUCAGUGUUAAUAAUGAAUCUUAAUCGGAUUUUUUGUUUGUCAUUGUUUUUAUUCACAUUACUUGUUUGACAAAUCUUAUGUUAUUUUUUUCCCUCAGUGAACAAAGGAAAGUAAUUAAUGAAACAUAAUUAACCCUUUGUCCUUUUAAACAAAAUAUUAAAAUACAUGUAUGUUAAAUUAUGUUUCUUUCAAGCUUGGUUAUCAUAGUAAUGAAUAGCACUUCAUUUAUAUGUAAAUGUUUUUAUUCAUCUGUUCAGUAUUAUUGAAUGACCAAAGAAAUAUUUUUACUAAAAAGUGUAGUGUUGUGUUUUAAAUAUUUUUUGUAGAUUUUUUAAUGUUUCUAGUUAAAUUUGAUAAUUCUUUAUUGUUAAUGUAAUCAUUCCUCUAGGCAAGACUAGAUCUGAUCAGUCCACAUACAUUCAUCGAUGUAAGAAACGUUUAGUGCAGAUUGUUAAUUCAUUUACAUUCCAUAUAAUAAGUAUACAUCAAAUUCACAUGAUUGUAAUUUAUCUAUAUAUAUCCCUAUGAGUCUCCUGUGCUAUACAAACUGUGUUUAUUUUUCAAUGUUAUGGGAGAUUAUACAAAUGUACUAAAGUCGUAUGUUAUAUAUAAGCCCUGUAAAUGUAGACAUAUGGUAAGCAAUACUCUACUUGUAAAGUAAAUACUGUUGUUCAGUAAGAAUACCCUCAUUUGUAAAUUCAUCGUCCUGUAAUAAGCCUGAUUUGGAGUCUGAGUUUACCUGGUAGGCCCAUAUGUUGGCUGAUUACAGUAUAAAUGCUGACUUCCAUCUGGUUCAUUAAAAAUCAGUAAGGUAUCCACCAUCAGAUGUUUAGAGUUACUGCCCUUUAUUUCUCAAGCAUUGUCAUAUGUAUUUGUCCAUCAAGCAUGUUUUUAUAAAUUAGACUUGUAUGCAUUUUAUGGACAAGAGGGAUUUUUAGUUGCAUUUGAAUAUUAAUUUCAGUUAAUCAUUUGGUGUACAUUUUGUGCAGGAAGAUGAUUUUGAGGAAUAAAAUGUGUCAAAGUAAG
Messenger RNA from Pecten maximus, 5024 nucleotides. RefSeq names its product hapless 2-like. The transcript has 20 exons. The record is from RefSeq and is a predicted model, not a curated record. NCBI's taxonomy places the organism in Eukaryota, Metazoa, Mollusca, Bivalvia, Pectinida, Pectinidae. The coding region runs from base 9 to 2675 and encodes 888 amino acids.